Caenorhabditis auriculariae is the source of this 2115-nucleotide messenger RNA. The record is from the annotation of a GenBank genome assembly. NCBI's taxonomy places the organism in Eukaryota, Metazoa, Nematoda, Chromadorea, Rhabditida, Rhabditidae.
AUGAAGAACCGCUUCUGCGACCAAGGCAAAGUCACCCUUGAGGGCCGCGACCUUCAGGAGGUCACAUCCUACAUCUACCUUGGCCGGGAAGUAAACAUGGUGAACGAACUGCAAGCAGAGAUCGGCAGACGCAAACGCGCUGGAUGGGCCGCCUUCAACUCCAUCAAAGAAGUCACCAGUCAGCUGAAAGACCCGAAACUGCGAGCUCACAUCUUCGAAGCGUCGAUAAUCCCUGCCAUCUCCUACGGUACCGAAGUUUGGCCUGACACGAAGAAAAAUGCAACCGCCCUACGAACUUCCUACCGCGCACUGGAACGUGCUCUCAUCGGCACCACUCGCUUCGAGCAGUGGAAAAAAGAACAGAGGGCACAGACCUCCGUCAAUUGUCCCAAAUCCGGGAUCUAGAAGAGCACAUACAGCGCGGGAAACGUCGUUGGGGUGGUCACGUCAUCCGCAGACAAGACGACCGCUGGUCCACGAGAUUAACACACUGGAUUCCGAGAAACAUCAAGCGCCCACCGACCAGAUGGACGGACUACUUCCGCAAGAACAUCAGUCAGCCAGGCCGCCACUGGAUGACCGUCGCGCAAGACCGAGCCGCCUGGAGAACGUGUGGUCCACGCUGAGAACAUCAGCGAAGAUGGACCAUCAAAGCAUCAAAGUAAGUAAGUAUUCUAAAUUUUUUUGUUUCAAAAAAAUAAAUAUUUUGAACUCACCAUGACUUCAAAUAACACUCUGUGCUUUAGGGUCAUCAAUUGAUAAUUCAUUUUUUUGUCUUCCCUGAAAAAAAUUAAUAUUUUUUUCACGAAAUUUAAGCUUAAAAGUACCUUUUUCUGGGAUUUUCCGGAGCAAAAUUAGCUCCUUUAAUGAUCAGAGCCUGAAAAAAAUCGUGAGGUGCUGGAAAAAGCUUGGAUUUUUUUCAGAAAUAUGACACUUUUGUGUGUUAAAUUUCAACAAAAAAAUGACUUUUUCUUUAUUUUUUCGGGAAGGCCCUGAUUCACAACGGACACAUGGAUUUGAAACUCUGAAGGUUUUUUUAAAUAUAUAAAAAUGAUUUAUUAGGAUUUUUUUGAGGAGAGCAGAAAAAAACCUGCGUCUUAUUUGAAUAAAAGUUUCAGUUUUUCUUUCUUUUUUUAUUGUUUUUCGAAACUGGGAAAAAUUUUUUUAGUGGCCACUAUAGGGUUUUCGACGUUUUUAGUGGCCACAUUAGUAGUCAGUAUAGUGGCCACUUAAGGGGUUAACAAUUCGUGGCCACUAUUGAGGUCUAAGUGCUAUUAAUAGACCACUUAGUGGCCACUUUAGGGGUCAAUGGAUCAACAUAACUUGUCCAAUCUGUUUGUUUUAAAGUUAUCAGAGUUACAGGAAGGAAUACUGGAUGAAAAACUACUGGAGUGGCCACUAAAACGGAAAAUAGUGGCCACUUUAGUUUCCUCUCCAAGUAGUCCUUGACGAGCCUCUAUAGUGGCCACUAUUUUCCCAGAAUAUUCAAGUUUGAAAAAAAAAAACCUGCAGUUAUUUCAUAUUAAUUUCUUCAAUAUAAAUAACGAGGUCAAAAUAGGUACCUUUUUCCAUUAAAAAAAUACGCCAUAAAGAAGAAAAAUCUUUAUUUUUAUUGAAAUUAUACAAACUUUGGACAAAGAAACAGUUUUUUUAUCGUUUUCCCUCGCGAAUUUACCACAUCCGGUCGUUUUUCUGCUCGUCCAGCUCAAUUUCGCUUUAAGAAGUGGUCCAACUCGUCCUCGUUAAUUUUGAAAUUGAGAUAUUACUUUGGAAAGUUCCAUAGUUAUAUAUAAACAGGGGAAAAACUGAAGUGGCCACUUGGGUGAUUUCUAAAAUCCUAUAUAUUCAGGCUCAUGUUGAAAAUGAACAUAAAUUGAUUUCAGAUAUAGUGAAAUGAAAAAAAAAAUUGAUUUCAAAAACGCUUGAGGAGAUUUUUCACAAUACGAAUUUAAUACAGAAGUUCAAGAAAACAAGAAAAAAUUUGAUUUUUUUAGCCUAAAUUUUUCUCUGUACUGAUAACUCUAGCUAAAUGAUUCAUUCGCAUUCAAUUUUCUUCUAAAAACAUGAAAUAAUCAGUAAAUUCUAGGCACAAAGUCCGAAAAGCUGGAAAAUUGA